AUGGGCAUUCUCGAUAAGAUUGCAGAAAUUGAGCGUGAAAUCGCACGUACACAGAAAAAUAAAGCCACAGAGUAUCACUUAGGUCUUUUAAAGGCCAAAUUGGCCAAAUACCGAGCUGAGUUGUUAAAACCCGUUGAUAAGUCGCAGAAGGGCGAAGGUUUCGACGUUCUCAAGUCGGGAGAUGCACGUGUUGCUCUUAUUGGCUUUCCGUCAGUGGGAAAAUCGACUCUUCUGAACGCUCUGACCUCUGCAAAUAGCGAAUGUGCUGCCUAUGAGUUUACUACACUCACUUGUGUCCCAGGUGUGAUUGAGUAUGAGGGAGCCAAGAUACAAUUGCUAGAUCUACCUGGUAUCGUCGAGGGAGCUGCUCAAGGCAAGGGUCGUGGUCGUCAGGUGAUUGCAGUGGCUAGAACUGCUGAUCUCGUGCUCAUGAUGGUCGAUGCUACGAAACCCCUCAUUCAACGUGAACUUCUCGAAAGGGAGUUGGAGAGUGUGGGGAUUCGUCUGAACCAACAGAAACCCAACGUCUACUUCAAGCAAAAGAAGACUGGAGGAAUGCAAAUCAAUUCGAUGUGUCCGCUGACGCACAUCAAUGAGAAGAUGGUGCAGAUGAUUCUACACGAGUACAAAAUCUUCAACGCCGAUAUGGUCAUUCGUGAGGACAUUACGCAGGACCAGCUAAUCGAUGUGAUUGUAGGCAAUCGAGUGUAUCUGAAAUGUCUCUAUGUGUAUAACAAAAUCGACCAAAUUUCUAUAGAAGAGGUGGACAAACUGGCACGCGAACCGCAUUCAGUGGUUAUCAGCUGCAACCUGAACCUCAAUCUUGACUACUUACUCAAAGUGUUGUGGGAGCAUUUGGAUCUUAUUCAAAUUUACACGAAAAAACAAGGACAAAAGCCGGAUCUGGAUGAGGGUAUAAUUCUACGAAACGGAGCGACUGUGGAGCAUGUUUGCCAUUGCAUUCACAGGUCGCUGGCAAGCAAUUUCAAGUAUGCCCUUGUCUGGGGAACUAGUGUGAAGUUUAGUCCACAACGCGUGGGUCUUUCAAAUGUCGUAAAUCAUCACGAUGUCAUUCAGAUUGUAAAGAAGUGA
Messenger RNA from Echinococcus granulosus, 1092 nucleotides. Its product is annotated as Developmentally-regulated GTP-binding protein 2. Gene Ontology annotation, molecular function: GTP binding; GTPase activity. Gene Ontology annotation, biological process: cytoplasmic translation. The transcript has 10 exons. Lineage: Eukaryota; Metazoa; Platyhelminthes; Cestoda; Cyclophyllidea; Taeniidae. Gene Ontology annotation, cellular component: cytoplasm. The record is from RefSeq and is a predicted model, not a curated record. Bases 1 to 1092 code for a protein of 363 amino acids.